Messenger RNA from Henningerozyma blattae CBS 6284, 1182 nucleotides. It is a transcript of the gene RSB1, whose product is annotated as phospholipid-translocating ATPase RSB1. The record is from RefSeq and is a predicted model, not a curated record. Gene Ontology annotation, cellular component: plasma membrane; fungal-type vacuole. Lineage: Eukaryota; Fungi; Ascomycota; Saccharomycetes; Saccharomycetales; Saccharomycetaceae. The transcript has a single exon. Bases 1 to 1182 code for a protein of 393 amino acids.
AUGGUACCCAACAUAGGUUUCAAUCUUGCCAUGUUAGUUAUUUGGGGUAUAAUAUUAGCUGUUAAUUGUGUUCAAGUAUAUUGGAGACAAUGGUGGUUCUCAAUAGCAUUUAUCUGCGCUGAUAUUUUGGAAAUAUUGGGUUAUGUAGGUAGAGUUAUCGGUCAUUACAACUUAUAUUCUCUAGAUCCAUACAUUCUUCAAAUGGUUUGUUUAACUUUAGCUCCCAUCUUUACCAUGGGUGGGUUGUAUUAUCAAUUGGCAAAAUUAAUUGAAAUUUAUGGUCAUAAAUAUUCUCUUUUACCUUCCCCCAUGGCUUAUUCCUACAUUUUCAUCUUUUGCGAUAUAGUAUCAUUGGCUGUACAAGCUGCUGGUGGUGGUGUGGCAGCUACUGAUGUGGCCGAUAGCAAGUCUUCACAUCAAGGUACACAAAUCUUUAUCGGUGGUCUUUCUUUACAAGUAGCAACAAUGGUCAUCUUCAUGGUGCUUUGGUUCUAUUUCACUUGGAUUGUUUACAUCGAUACAAGAUUGAAAUAUACAGGAAAAAAAUUCCCCACUUGGUCUGUAUUGAAAGUUCCAAAUAUUCAACUAGAACAAUACUACAGAGAAAAAUACGCUCAUUUACGUGUUAAUCCAGAAAGAUUCCUCUUCAAAUAUUUCCCCUUGGCCUUUUCUGCUGCUGUCAUUUUUGUGUUUAUUCGUUGUUGUUAUCGUUUAGCUGAAUUAGUCGACGGUUGGUCAGGUUAUAUCAUUACUCAUGAAAAUUAUUUUAUUAUAUUAGACGCUUUGAUGGUCUCUAUGGCAACCGUCUUGAUGAGCAUCUUCCAUCCAGGUCUUGCAUUCGAUGGGCUACAUACAAGUAUUCCAAUUACUAAAGGUCAUGUGGAUCCAGAGACUUUGAUGAAUGUUGAUUUGGAAUCUUCUGCAUACAAGUAUGACGAAGACAUCCAAGUCCAAUCCGGUUGUAACGAUGGAGAUGUGGACAUUCAAACUAUUCAUACUCAAACUGUAGGGAAAUAUAAUGAUUUCGAUAAACGUGAUGAAUUGGAAGUGGUUGAUGAAGUCAAUUCUUUCAAAUCUUCUUCAAAUGGCACAUUAGACACUGAAGUAGAACAUCAAAUCGAUGAUGAUAAAGAAGAAAAGGUGGAUUUAAAACCUUCAACUUCAAUAGAAUAUGCAGUUUGA